GGAGUUGCAGAUAUAAUAUUAUUGAUCCUGAUAAAACAAAACCCUUUUACCCUGGGUUCGUCCUGCCUCGUUUGGUGCCCUUGGGAGAUACAGGAUCGCCACUCAGAAGAUGGUAGCUGAAGCAGAGAUCAUAUGCCCGCAAACCCUUUCUGUGAUGAACGUCAACUAUCAUCUUCGCGURACCGAAGAACGCGAUCUUCAGAUCGAUUUGCCGCACCCUUCUUCGUCUCCUAUAUUUCCCGAGGCAGUUAGUUGUUCAGAUAUCAUUGAAGAUGCCCAUAUAGAGUCAACUGCCAUAGAAUUUGUUCCAACUAUUCGUUCUGGUAGCUAUGCAGACAUUGGAGCUCGAGACUCUAUGGAUGAUGAACAUGUCUGCAUUGAUGAUCUGUCUACCCACCUCAGAUUUAUGUUCCAGUGUGCUAUGCCCAGUGGUUUCUAUGCUGUUUUUGAUGGUCAUGGAGGACCUCACGCAGCUGCUUUUGUCAAGAGGAAUGCAGUGAGAUUAUUUUUUGAAGAUGCUGAUUGGUUAAAAAUGCUAGAUACUAAUCCUAUCUCCUUGAAAGAUGUGGAGAAUUCUCAUCGCAAAGCCUUUCUACUAGCAGAUCUUGCCUUAGCCAAUGAGCAAAGUGUUAGCAGCUCAUGUGGGACAACUGCAUUGACGGCAUUGGUUCUUGGAAGGCAUUUGCUUGUUGCAAAUGCUGGUGACUGCCGAGCAGUCUUAUGUAGGAAAGGUGUAGCAGUUGCAAUGUCUCAAGAUCACAGGCCUUCUAAUUUGCUUGAGCUCAAGCGGGUAGAAGGGAUGGGUGGGUUUGUAGAUGACGGGUAUCUUAAUGGCUAUAUUUCAGUAACCCGAACCUUGGGGGAUUGGGACCUGAAAUUGCCAAAUGGCUCCUCAUCACCUCUGAUUGCCGAGCCACAAGUGGAGCAUGUUAUUUUAACAAAGGACGAUGAGUUCUUGAUCCUUGGCUGCGACGGGAUUUGGGAUGUUAUGUCAAGCCAAUAUGCUGUCAGUCUUGUUCGACGUGGGUUGAGGAAGCACAAUGACCCACAUCAAAGUUCCCGAGAAUUAGUCCUAGAAGCUUUGCGACUUAAUACAUCUGAUAAUCUUACUGCAAUUGUGAUCUGUUUUUCUUCUUCCAGCUGCGUUCCUCAGCAGCGAAUAUGGAAGUCGUGUUGUCUGACAGAAGAGGCUAGAAGUAGAUUGAGGAGCUUGUUAGAAGGAAACUGAUCAUCGCAUUUAAAGUAUAAUCAAUUCUCGGUCUGUUUGUGACUGCUUCAGAAUAAGGAAAAAAAAUACAAAAAGAAAAAAAAAAGCAGCCAGCAGUUUUGUAGGGAUACAAAGGAAUAGGUUGAUUGGAUAGUUGAGGUGAGGAUGGUACAAUUGCGAUUGUCAAUUAGAUUUUUGGAACGAGCCAACUUAAUAGGAUUUGUUCCGUCAUUAUAUGUAAAGUAAUAAUGAGAAGCUCCUUAUCCCGUGCACACCUCCAAUUCCCUUCAAAAAUAUUUUUGUUUCUUUGGGUUUAGUUGAACAAAUGGAAUAAGCAUAACAAUGGUGCCCAUA
Messenger RNA from Momordica charantia (bitter melon), 1561 nucleotides. RefSeq names its product Protein phosphatase 2C family protein. Gene Ontology annotation, molecular function: cation binding; protein serine/threonine phosphatase activity. Gene Ontology annotation, biological process: protein dephosphorylation. The record is from RefSeq and is a predicted model, not a curated record. Lineage: Eukaryota; Viridiplantae; Streptophyta; Magnoliopsida; Cucurbitales; Cucurbitaceae.